Thermothelomyces thermophilus ATCC 42464 is the source of this 2084-nucleotide messenger RNA. RefSeq lists its product as uncharacterized. The transcript is spliced from 4 exons. Gene Ontology annotation, biological process: carbohydrate transport; transmembrane transport. Gene Ontology annotation, molecular function: carbohydrate:proton symporter activity. Lineage: Eukaryota; Fungi; Ascomycota; Sordariomycetes; Sordariales; Chaetomiaceae. Gene Ontology annotation, cellular component: membrane. The record is from RefSeq and is a predicted model, not a curated record. The coding region runs from base 210 to 1862 and encodes 550 amino acids.
CUCGCCUCCUCGUGUCUCGCACUGCGUCGGCAGGUACAUAAAAAGCCGACGCCCGGCCUACGUGCAAGUCCGCAUGCAUCCUUCCUCUCCCCAUGUCUCUCUCAGGGUGCUGAACCUCCGAGUCGUGCGUUUUCUCGAGACUCAUCAUCAGAAGGGGGCCGGCCAGCUGCCACGACAAGGGCAAUCAGCAUCAUAGGUAGUCAUCCGCCAUGAAGAAGUUUCUCGGGCUCAGGGGCCAGGCCCUCAACCUGGCCGUGGGCACCAUAGCAGGAUGCGACUUUCUCCUCUUUGGUUACGACCAGGGAGUCAUGGGCGGGAUAUUGACUCUCAAGGUCUUCCUCGACGCCUUCCCCAUGAUCAACCCCGAAGCUGCCGGCCUUAGCCACGAUGAGUCGUCGACACGUUCCACCUACCAAGGCAUCGCCGUUGCCUCGUACAACCUGGGUUGCUUCCUCGGCGCCAUCAUCACCAUCUUCAUCGGGAACCCUCUCGGGCGCAAGCGCGUCAUCAUGCUCGGCACCUCCGUCAUGGUUAUCGGCGCCAUCCUGCAGGCCAGCUCCACCACCCUCCCGCAGUUUAUCGUUGGCAGAAUCAUCACCGGUCUAGGCAACGGCGGCAAUACAUCCACGGUCCCCACAUGGCAGUCAGAAACGUCCAAAGCGCACAAGCGCGGCAAGAUGGUCAUGAUCGAAGGCGCGCUCAUCACGUGCGGCAUCAUGAUCAGCUACUGGAUCGACCUGGGCCUGUCCUUCGCCCCGGGUUCGGUCGCCUGGCGCUUCCCGCUCGCCUUCCAGAUCUUCUUCUGCGCCAUCAUCCUCGCCUUCAUCCCCUUCCUGCCCGAGUCCCCGCGCUGGCUCAUCCUCAAGGGUCGCGAGGACGAGGCCAGGGAGGUGAUUGCCGCGCUCGAGGACACCGACACGUCGGACCGCAUCGUCGAGAACGAGUUCCUCGCCAUCAAGGAGACCGUCCUGGAGAUGUCCAAGGGCACCUUCCGCGACCUCUUCACCAUGGACAAGAACCGCAACCUACACCGCACCCUGCUGGCCUAUUUCAACCAGGUCUUCCAGCAGAUCAGCGGCAUCAACCUGAUUACCUACUAUGCGGCUGUCAUCUACAAGGGCCUCGGCAUGUCCGAUUUCCUCUCCCGCCUGCUCGCGGCGCUCAACGGGACGGAAUACUUCCUGGCCUCGUGGCCGGCCGUCUUCCUGGUCGAGCGGGUCGGACGGCGCAACCUGAUGCUCUUCGGCGCCGUCGGGCAGGCGGCGACCAUGGCCAUCCUGGCGGGGGUAAAUUCGCGGCAGGAGACGGGCUUCCAGAUCGCCGGCAUCGUCUUCCUCUUCGUCUUCAACACCUUCUUCGCCGUCGGCUGGCUCGGCAUGACGUGGCUGUACCCGGCCGAGAUCGUGCCGCUGCGGAUCCGCGCGCCCGCCAACGCGCUGUCGACGAGCGCCAACUGGAUCUUCAACUUCCUGGUCGUCAUGAUCACUCCGGUCGCCUUCAACAACAUCGGCUACCAGACCUACAUCAUCUUUGCCGUCAUCAACGCCUUCAUGGUGCCCUGCGUCUACUUCUUCUACCCCGAGACGGCCUAUCGCUCGCUCGAGGAGAUGGACAACAUCUUCCACAAGGUCGCCGACGGCUGGAAGGGCGUCUUCACCGUCGUGCACCAGGCCAAGGUCGAGCCGCGCUGGUACGGCAAGAACGGCGAGCUCCUGGUAGACUACCAGCAGACCGAGGAACACAGGCGUCAUCUGCAACAGCAGGAAGGCGCCGUGACGGCCUCCGAAAAGAGGUCCGUCGAGGGCGCCGGGAGCGGAAGCGGGAGCGGUGAUGUGAAGCAAGACGAGUACAAGGACUGCUGAUGGGACAUGGCGAGAGUGUGGCAAAUACGGGGGGGUGGAAUGGGGAUAAUUAGAAAUCGUUGGCGUGAAUAGAUAAUUAAUACCCAGGAACAGGCGUGAAGAAGCUAGAGCGACAUGGCUCUGUUUUGGAAUAAAGCGGAGGAAAUAAGUAAUUAGACACGCGGUCUGGAAAUAGACAAGCGACUCUGUACAACCUGCUACAUGAGCCAACCUGUUCCCCCC